AUGAGUCGAUUGUCAAUUCCCGUCGUGUACGUUGCUCCGCUGUUGUCCGUCGCACUGAUAAACAAAAGCAUCAUUUUCCGGAAGAAAAACAUGCAUUCCGGUGUAGAAAUGGUGCUCCCAUAGUGUAAAGUGAAUCGGGAAGAUGUAAUUACGUAUCGUGGGUGUUGGGAAUCCAGUGGAAAAGCAGCGGUAGCAGCUUGGCGACAUCGACGAGAACGAAGCACGACAGCCAGGAAGGCGGCAGCAGCAGCAGCAGGAGUUUACCGACUACCACUCAGAUCGAACCAAAAGUGCGCGCCAGUGUAUGAGUGACUGAGGAGAACCAUGCUCAUGGCUUGCUUCCACGGCAGUGCCAGUGUAUGUUGGGGGGUAAUAAAAAAUUAGAAAAGCAGUUAGAGGAAAAGCGGAAAAAGGCACCUCUGGUGUGGAAGUUCUGUUGUGUUUUAUGGCAACAAAAGAGUCGUAAAAAAACAUCUUGCGUCUUCUGGUGUGCCGGAGUGGAAGAAUCAUUUCUCGGUGCGUGCGCGGCAGAGAACAAGGAAAAGUGGAACGCAGAACGGUUCUGGCUGGCGUUCCUAGCGAGGAAUUAUGUUAGCAGCUAUUUAUAUUGUGACAGUAGUGUUUUGUUUACAUCACCAAGUGACGUAUGGAGCGACGGCAGGCGCGCUGGAUGUGACGAGUAAUGGGUUAAUCCCACCGGAGGUUUCGGCCGAUAAGUUCACUCGUCGAAAGAAAACGGAAAAGCUACCGUACCGAGAUGAGGACGAAAAACUGGAGCUUGGCGUAUGUCAAGUCUACAGCGGUACCACCUGUGAGGCAUUUCUCAGGAAUCAAACCGUCUUCAUCACACCGGACAUUACGAUGGAAAUUCUGGAGGAACGACUGAAAGCCGCCUAUGGCGUGAUUCGGGAAUCCAAGGAUAUGAAUGCCAACUGCCGGGUGUAUGCAUUGCCAAGCUUAUGUUACAGUAUUCUGCCGGUAUGUCAAACGCCGGAAAAGACCAACCAUCAGUAUUUUGCCAAUAGAGCGGCAGCGGAAGCCACCAGAAGAGGGAACAGCUACGGAAGAUCAAAGCUCAAGCUGCACGAGAAGAAGAACAAUCGGAAGGCGGCGGUGAAGGUCACGACUACGAUGAUGACGACCACGGAGCGGCUGAAGGUGUACUUUAGUGGUGGGGUAACUCCAAGUUUUAGUAUAAAUGAUUUCAACGGGGAUAUUGUGACUGAGAACUCCUUGGAUGAAGGUGGUCGACGACAACGGAGAUCAAGUGAUCGUAAUUUUCUGCCUAUGACUACCUUUGGAAACGAUAACGGAUACUAUUCAUCGUAUUCAGCAAAUACAAAUAGCAAGAAAAACUAUCCUCCGACGAGGAAUACGGAGAAUUUAAGGCGAAUUUGUCGCAAUGAUUGUGAGCUGCUGGAGAAUGAGUUGUGUCAGAAGGAGUAUGCGAUUGCCAAGAGGCAUCCGACGAUUGGCCAGAAGUUACCGUUGGAAGAAUGUGAUGACUUACCGCUGCAGAAUUCCAUUGACGGGACGAUACUGAAUGGGAUCGGUGGUUUGGGAAGUUCUGGGGACAUGGAAUGUAUGAGGCUUGGUAUCGAAAUGGACAUUAUCCCGGAUGAUGAUUGUUAUUGGGAGAAUGGUUUCAGCUACAGAGGUAUUCUGAACAAAUCCAACACCGGAAAGCCAUGUAUGCGGUGGUCCAAAUUGAUGAGGGAGAUAUCCAACUACCCGGAACUUGCUGGACAUAAUUAUUGCCGAAAUCCUGGGGGAGAGCAAGCGUCUCCUUGGUGCUACGUUGAUCUUAAGAAAAACAUAGAAUUCUGCGAGAUAACCCGGUGCUCGGAGCGAAUGUGGAUCUACAUAAUCGUAAGCUUUGUUGCAUUCUGCUCAAUGAUAGUUGUCGUCGUUACAAUAAUCUGUUGUAGGAAGUAUCGAAAACACGGCGUGUCCAAUAUUCAAAAUAUCAACCACCCGAAUGCAGACAAGAACAUCUAUGGUAAUUCCCGUCACAACUCACCCAUUGAGAUGACCUCAUUGAUUGCUAAUCAAAAUUCAACCGGUGCUAUCAGCCGGAAUGCUGAGAAUGGUGGCAUUCAAGGAUUGACCACCGGCCAGUCCGGCAAUCAGGGACAUUCUUCGCAAUCUCGAAACAACGGAAUCGCCCGAGUUCCACAGUACACACUGCAAGAUGUGCGAUUCGUGGAAGAACUCGGCGAAGGUGCUUUUGGAAAGGUGUACAAGGGUGAACUGACGCAAAAAGACGGUGAAAAGAUCUUCGUCGCGGUGAAAGCUUUGAAGGAGAAUGCCAGCGCUAAGACGCAAGCCGAUUUCAAAAGAGAGAUUGAGCUGAUUUCAGAUCUCAAGCACGAUAACAUUGUGUGCAUUUUGGGUGUGGUUUUGAAAGAGGAGCCACUUUGUAUGCUUUUCGAAUAUAUGGCUCAAGGAGAUCUGCACGAGUUUCUGAUUGCUAAUUCGCCGAAUGAAGGCAAGCAGUUGACUCAGCUGCAGUUUCUGCUCAUCUCGCAGCAGAUCUGCGAUGGAAUGGAGUACUUGGCAAGUCACCACUAUGUCCAUCGAGAUUUGGCCGCAAGAAAUUGCUUGGUUGGGGAUAAUUUGACGGUGAAAAUAUCCGAUUUUGGAUUGUCACGAGAUAUCUACAGUUCAGACUAUUAUCGAGUCCAAUCGAAAUCACUGCUCCCCGUCCGUUGGAUGCCGUCCGAAUCGAUCCUUUACGGCAAGUUUACAACCGAAAGUGAUGUCUGGUCAUUCGGUGUAGUGUUGUGGGAGAUUUACAGCUAUGGAUUGCAACCAUACUAUGGAUAUAGCAAUCAAGAAGUCAUCAAUAUGGUCCGAGCCAGGCAGUUACUACCAUGUCCGGAGGCCUGUCCCAGUGCAGUUUAUUCACUGAUGGUUGAAUGCUGGCACGAACAAGCCGUACGUCGUCCAACGUUCCCGGAAAUCGGACAUCGACUCAAAAUUUGGUACCAAGCUCAGAAGAGAAGUGAGCAAAACGAGCAAACUUUUAACCGAAAAGGAUCCGUCUUAAGUGUAAACAAUCAACGAAUGUCCUCGCAGGGAAACCUGAAUGCGGUCACACCCUCAUCUUCAUCCAGUCAUCAGUCCCUGAACCGAAAUCCGCCGAUGGAACUUCGUGACCAGCAACAACCCAAUCAAUCCCACCAGCCCCGUAAGCACCACCAUUCAUUAGAACGGGAGAAGAUCCUUCGCACAAGCCAACAACAACCUCAUCAGCAGCCGCCUCAUCAUCAUCAUCAUUCCCGAUCCCACCAUCAGCAUCACAACUCACUGGAUCGAUCCAAUAGCAAAAUGGAGGAAUCCGAACAGUUUGAGACCCAAAGUAACCGCAGUUUCUACCACAAUUCCGGCACUAGUCGUAGCAGUAAGAGCAUUCACUCAAUGCAAGACCAGACUCAGCUACCGCAGCAACAGCAGCAGCAUCAACAGAACCAGCAUCAUCCCGGACCUCAAUCCUACAAGAACUUCAGCCUGCCACGAAAAAGCAUAGACAGUAACCUAGACUUCGGAGAUGGUGAUACGACUGCGGCCAGCAGCCCUGGAACCGGUUACUCCAACCGUGAAUCGAAGCGUCCUCCCAAGGAUCCACAUCGCCAUCACCACCAUCAUCACCAUCACGGGUCGAGUCGAAGUCGACGGAUGGACAACUCAACCGGAACAAUAUCGAUAUCGUCACUCAACAGUGAAGCCGAUCUGAAUCAGCAGACCCAAAUCUUACCAAAGAAUAGCACCCAGUCCCUGGCGCAGCCUCCAAUGAGCCGGAAACCGAGCAGCAGUGGCAGUAUCCUUAGUGUAGCCAGUGAAUCCAACAGUUCCUUUGGAGGCAACAUGAACUUUAAUAACCUAGCAGCGACUCCGUCGAACGAUAGCACAGGUGCACCGGCAGGGUCUUCUGCUGGACCUCCACUCAUGCAGAAUUCUUAUCAUGAAGGAUAAACCUUGUUUUAAACUUUUUAUUUAUCAUAAUGCAUGCAUUUAUCGUAGUACAUAAGGCAAAACGCAAGAGACGCAAUGAGCGAAUAGGUUUUUUUUUAGAUAAGUGAAAAAGGGAGGAAUAGAAAUUCCUUUUAGGAGAGGCAUGAAUAGGACAAAUGGUUCUCAACACACGAACGGUAUAAUAGUUAGACAACAACGAGAUGGGCUGAUUUUAUCUCAAUGUGUAACAGUGAUCUCUUAUUUGGACUUGUAGAAGCAUACACGGAUGACUGCUUUUAGUUGUACUGAUCGAAAAGACACAAAACAAAGUAUUAGUUUCCAACUGAGCACAAUUUUCCACAAUCUUGGAUUAAGUAUGUGAAGACUGAUUCGACACAUUAGCUCCAUACGUUCGAUGCACUGAUUCGAAGGUUAGAUAUCAUUAUUAAUUUAAAAUCAACUUAGUUGGGAAUUUCAACGGUUUACAAUUUCCUAACUCCAUAAUCAGCAUUUUAUUUAUGUGUGUCAAGUCAUCCAUCUUAAAUAUAUUCUCAUCUUUUAUGAACUAAUCUUAACGAAAACAAUGAGACAUGGCUAAAUGUCUAGUGAAAUAAAUUUAAGUAUUACCGGAAAGUAA
Ochlerotatus camptorhynchus is the source of this 4591-nucleotide messenger RNA. Its product is annotated as tyrosine-protein kinase transmembrane receptor Ror-like. The transcript is spliced from 7 exons. Gene Ontology annotation, biological process: positive regulation of phosphatidylinositol 3-kinase/protein kinase B signal transduction; positive regulation of kinase activity; positive regulation of neuron projection development. The record is from RefSeq and is a predicted model, not a curated record. Gene Ontology annotation, molecular function: ATP binding; Wnt-protein binding; transmembrane receptor protein tyrosine kinase activity. Bases 589 to 3975 code for a protein of 1128 amino acids. Lineage: Eukaryota; Metazoa; Arthropoda; Insecta; Diptera; Culicidae. Gene Ontology annotation, cellular component: plasma membrane; signaling receptor complex.